AUGUCUGGAAUCUUCGGCGGCGGUGCCGCGGCUCCCUCGUCGACCAGCUCUCUCGGCGACCUCAAACAAGAUGUAGCCCUCAGCGAUCCCCCGACCGACGGCAUCUCCGAUCUGGCAUUCUCGCCUGCCGCCAACACGCCGGACUUUCUCGCCGUCGCCAGCUGGGACAACAAAGUUCGAAUCUACGAAAUUGCACAGAACGGUCAGAGCCAGGGCCGCCACGUGUACGAGCAUAGUCAGCCUGUGCUGAACUGUGCCUUUUCCAAGGACGGCACGAAAGUUGCCUCGGCCGGCGCGGACAAAAACGUCAAAGUCUGCGACCUCGCCUCACAACGAGAUCUCACCAUCGGCAGCCACGAUCAGCCUGUUCGAACCUGCCGAUUCUUCGACAGCGGCAGCGGGCCCAUGGUCGUCUCGGGCUCCUGGGACAAGACGGUCAAGUACUGGGACCUCCGACAGCAAGGGCCUGCCGCCACUCUGCAGUGCCAGGAGCGCGUCUAUAGUAUGGAUGUGCGUGACAACCUCUGCGUCGUCGCCACGGCGGACCGGUACAUCAACGUCAUCGAUCUCAAGAACCCGACCAAGUUUUACAAGACGAUGCAAAGCCCGCUCAAGUGGCAAACGAGGGUGGUCAGCUGUUUCAUCGAUUCAGCAGGCUUCGCCAUCGGCAGCAUCGAGGGACGCUGCGCCAUUCAGUACGUCGAGGAAAAGGACUCGAGCUCCAACUUCUCCUUCAAAUGCCACCGCGAACCCCCGUCCAACAGCGUCAUCAAUGUGCACGCCGUCAACUCCAUCUCGUUCCACCCGGUCCACGGAACCUUCAGCACCGCAGGCUCCGAUGGAACUUUUCACUUCUGGGACAAGGAUGCCAAGCACCGUCUCAAAGGCUAUCCCGCCGUUGGCGGCAGCAUCACGGCGACGACGUUCAACAAGACCGGCAGCAUAUUCGCGUACGCCAUUAGCUAUGACUGGAGCAAAGGGUACCAGCACAACACCCAGAACUAUCCGAUCAAGGUCAUGCUGCACCCUGUCCAGAAUGACGAGUGUAAGCCGCGGCCAUCGAUGAAGAAGCGAUAA
Molecule: messenger RNA, 1077 nt
Organism: Drechmeria coniospora
Lineage: Eukaryota; Fungi; Ascomycota; Sordariomycetes; Hypocreales; Ophiocordycipitaceae
Product: Poly+ RNA export protein
Exons: 3
Coding region: 1-1077 (358 amino acids)
Biological process (GO): RNA export from nucleus; transcription-dependent tethering of RNA polymerase II gene DNA at nuclear periphery
Cellular component (GO): nuclear pore
Molecular function (GO): RNA binding; ubiquitin binding
Source: RefSeq, a predicted model, not a curated record